Fraxinus pennsylvanica is the source of this 462-nucleotide messenger RNA. NCBI's taxonomy places the organism in Eukaryota, Viridiplantae, Streptophyta, Magnoliopsida, Lamiales, Oleaceae. The record is from the annotation of a GenBank genome assembly.
AUGCUACUAUUUACUAUUCUGUCUUCUGUUACACUCAUUCAUGUCUCUUGCUUCGAGUUCCAAGUCGGUGAUAGAGCUGGUUGGAUCGUUCCUCCGACGAAUCACACUAAAUUCUACAACGAUUGGGCUUCCGAAAAGCGGUUCAAGAUCGACGACAUUAUUCGUUUCAAUUACAGAAAGGAUUCAGUGAUGGAAGUUAGUGAAACAGAGUACAAGAACUGCAAUACAACACGCCCUAUUUUCUUUUCAAAUACUGGGGACACCAUAUUCACCCUUGAUCGCCCUGGAUUUUUCUACUUUAUAAGUGGAUCGUUUGGACACUGCAAGAGAGGCCAGAAAAUUAUAAUAAGAGUUAUUGAGCAAAAUCAGGUCAAAAAUGCAACUUCUUCUGCCUCGAGAUAUCCUAAGAUUUUAUCUUAUAAAUUCGCUGUAAUAGUUUUUGCUCUUCUUUGUCUUGCUUGA